UCUCAGCAAACUAAAACUAUAAUGGUUUCAGAAUGUCUCCCCACUGAUCUGAUCACCGAGACAUUGUUGAGGUUACCAGAAAAGUCCAUCGCUAGGUUUCGUUCCGUAUCGAAGCAAUGGACAUCAAUAAUCGACCAUCCACAGUUCAAACACUUGUACCUGACCAAGUCCUCCUCGUCUUAUUCUCGUAUCACAUUCGCCAUCGAGGAAAAAGGCCUGUGGAGCAUCUUCUCUUCACCUAAGCAUCAUCGGGAGGCUUCUUCAUCCUCGUCGUCGUCUCUCGUAGUAUCCCCCGAGUUUCAUAUGAAGUUCCCUCCCGACAACAUGUGCAUCUUUCCUCGCGAUCACCGACAGUUCGCGUGUGGCGAUGCCUCCGGUUUGAUCUAUUUCCACAGUAUGUGGACCAACGAGUAUGGUUACGGUGGAGUGUCUGUCGUAUGUAACCCUAAAACAGGACGGUACGAGGCCUUGCCUUUUAUCUCACGGUACAGGAAGUCUUACAGCUUUUUCGGGUUCGAUCCUGUCGGGAAGCAGUACAAGGUGCUUCACAUGGCUUAUCCGUGCGGUCCCGACGACCACAGGGUUAUGACGCUAGGAGCUAGAGGAGCUAGGUGGAGAAAGGUCGACUGUUUGUUGAGACUUGAGCAUAUGAGUGAAGGGGUGUGCAUUAACGGGGUUUUGUAUUGCUUGGGUGACACGUCUGAGUGUGACGAAGAAACGUUGGAGGAGAAGUCUAGGUUUGUGAUAGCUUGCUUUGAUGUUCGGUCCGAGACGUUCAGCUUUCUUUAUCCCGAGAGCUUUUGUGAAUUGAUAAACUAUAACGGUAAGUUGGGUUUGGUUUACUACGAUGAUCUCAGUGAUGAUGUCGUUGAGUUUCGGGUGUGGGUUCUUGAGGAUGCGGAGAAGCGGGGAUGGUCCAAGCAUGCCUACGCUUUGAGGGGCGAUUAUAAGCUCUUCCCGCGUUACGUUUCGGUGGUGGGAGUGAUUUGUACGGGUGAGAUUGUUUUGUCGAUGGCGGAUUAUACGUCCGGACAACCGUUUUAUGUUUUCUACUUCAAUCCUGAAAAGGAUACUAUUCGACGGUUUGAGAUCCAAGGUUUUGGGGAAUACCAUGAUACAUCCAACAACAGUACUCGUAGAGUCCGCGUCUUUGUAGACGAUUGUAGUAGUUUCUACUCCGUUGCUGGCCGUGUAGAGCAUCUUAAUGUUAACGGUCCAACGCUACUCAAGUCUAGCAUCUACGCUCCUUAUGUGUAUAACGAAGAAUCAGAAGAAGAGGAAGAAGAGUAUUGUGUUUUUGGGGCUCGUUUUUAUGGUAAAAAGAAGAGAGGAUGAGGAUGGUGAAGGAGAAAGAGAAGGAAAAGAAGAGACCAUGAAGAGGAUAGAGCCGAUCAUUGAAGUUUGGUGAAAGCAAUG
Molecule: messenger RNA, 1416 nt
Organism: Raphanus sativus (radish)
Lineage: Eukaryota; Viridiplantae; Streptophyta; Magnoliopsida; Brassicales; Brassicaceae
Product: F-box protein At1g47340-like
Exons: 1
Coding region: 22-1335 (437 amino acids)
Molecular function (GO): protein binding
Source: RefSeq, a predicted model, not a curated record